AUGCGUAAGUUAGGGAUGCACGUGGAAAAUGGGCUGAUAUGUCGAGAACUCCCGCUUGCCGGCCACAGCGUUGUGCAGGAGCAACCGGAAGAAGAGCAGCGACUUCGCCUGAUACUGCCCCACCUGUCGUUAGCCUGCUCUUGCCUCGCGUAUGUCAUCGUCGUUUCAUCCAUAUUGCUGCAUUUUGAAAAGCCUGCUGAAGUCGUGUUGAAGGCGAGCGCGCAACGGGAGUUUGCCGUUGAAGUUUUAAGGCUUGAAGAAAUCCUUCACCGCAAUUUCUCUUCGGAAAUGGCGCGACAGCUUGCCAUCUUCGAACGAUUGGACCACUUGACCGAGCUGCAUUUUUAUUGGUACGAGCAGCGCUACAGCCCGGACGAGCAAUGGAAUUUUCCGAAUGCUCUGUUCUUUUGCGUGUCAAUGUUGACAACUAUUGGCUAUGGCACAAUCGCUCCAUUGACCAGGGCCGGCCGAUUGCUAUCCAUCGGUGCUUCCCUUCUCGGCGUCCCAUUAAUGCUGAUCACAGUGACGGAUAUUGGAAUGUUUCUUGCUGAAGCCUGCAAACUGUUGAGUCAUAAAUAUACCUAUGGUCAUUCCUGUCCCUCGGUGCUCCCCGGUACAGCCAUCUUCCUCAUUUUGAUCGGCUAUAUUUUUCUGGGUACCGGAUUGAUGAGCCAAUGCGACGGCGGCCAUAAUAUGAUCGACUCUUUUUAUUGGUCCUUCAUCACAAUGACGUCAAUUGGGUUUGGUGAUAUUGUGCCUGAAAGCCGAAUGGCGAUGCUGGGAUGCGGCUUAUAUAUGGUCAUAGGGAUCUCAAUCACGACGAUGUGCAUCGACCAAUCAGUCGCGUACCACAUUCAUAGAAUACAUUUCUUUGGCAGACGAAUGGCAUCGAACAUUUCUGAUAUUGUUGGACAUGCUCGUUUCUUGAGACGGAGGCCGGGCAUGAUUUUGGACCAAAUGGACGGCGGUUUAUUGGAACACCUACGGGCCCUGGCCUUGGCUGAUCGGCCGUUCAAACAAAAACAAUCGGCCACAAGCGGGUUAGGAGCCUACGAUCCGGAGGAAGCGGACUGCUUCCGCUGGAUUGAUCAGAGUCGCGGAAUAAGCGUCGUCACCAGGAAGGGGACAGUAAUAAAGUCUUUCCGCGCUCAUCGGCCUCCUAUCGAUUAUCUG
Mesorhabditis spiculigera is the source of this 1173-nucleotide messenger RNA. The record is from the annotation of a GenBank genome assembly. NCBI's taxonomy places the organism in Eukaryota, Metazoa, Nematoda, Chromadorea, Rhabditida, Rhabditidae.